CCUCCAUUUUGUAAUUUGUAUUGCGAUUGUGAAACGGAAAAACGAAGCGCCUUUUUUCGGUCUCUUUGGUCUGUGUUGGCGUCGGUCUUAUAACCUCUAAUUUUAUUAAACUUUGCUUAUAGGAAUUUAAUGGUCAAAAAUAAUUUAUAAGAAAUAUUAUAUCUUCAUUAGUGUCUACAGAGUGAAGUACAGUUAAUCUAAAUACACGUUGCAAUGGAUGGACCACCAAAUCGUGGAUUCCGCGGUGGCGGUCGUGGCGGUCCCCGCGGCAGAGGUGGAUUUGAAAUGCGUGGACGGGGUGGCGGACCUGGUAUGCGAGGUCGUGGAGGCGGAGGAAUGCCUCCGAGAGGAGGUGGGCCUCCUCGUGGAGGACCACGUGGUUUCCGCGGAGGACCCAUGCGUGGCAGUGGUGCUGAAAGAGGCGGCAGAUUCCCUCCGGGUCCACAGGGACCGGGCCCUCAUCCUGUUCCUACUAUUGAAUCUCGAGGCCCCCCACAAAGAGGAGGGUUUAACAACAACAGAGGAGGAGCACCUGGUGGUAUGAGAGGCAGAGGUGGCAGAGGAAGAGGAGAUUUUGGACCUCGUAAUGAUAGAGGAGGCCGCGGAGGAAUGCCAAUGAGAGGUCGAGGUGGUAGAGGCGGAGGGCCGACAGCCGGUCCCCCAGGAGGGCCGCCAGCUCCCGCCAUAGGACCGAACGCGCCGCCAAGGCCUGCGCCUGUGCCACAUCAAGCAGGAGCCCCUUCAGGCCCACAAGGAGCACCCUUCAAGAGAGGAGGGGGACCACACAGUGGCCCCGGAGGGCCACCAAAACGUGGAAGGUUUGAGGGACCACGAGGCGGGCGACCUGCCAGCUAUCAGCCUCCCGCACACAACACUCCACCUGCCAAUGGAUAUGGACCACCUUCGCAUACAGGGUAUCAGCCGUACGAACAACCACCUGCUGAGUCAUACCCACAACAGUCAUACACAUCAAGUUCAUAUCAGAGCAACUACUCACAACCUGCAGCACCGGCUACAGGAUACAAUUCAAACUACGGCUCUAACUAUGGCUACUCCAGUGGUAGCGGCCAAGGUUAUGAAAAUGAGAGCUAUGGGGGCGCCGCCGGGGACGCGGGCUACGGCGCGGCCGAGCCGGCGUACGGCGCCGCGCCCGCCUACGACUCGUACGCUCAGCCCGCCUACAACUCCUACCAGCAACCGCAACCGCAGUACAACAAUUAUGGUCGCCAACAACGCUCACGAUACAACUAGAGACAAGAAUUGGGUCAAUAGAUCUCAGGCUUUGACAACAACUAGUAACUAAGUACUAGUUGUAUACUAUGAUAGAUCUGAAUGUUAUUAAUUAAUUUGGCUUAAAGUAGCAAUCAAAUUAUUUCAUACAAUAAAUUUACCUAUGAAUUGAAUAUGAACAAUAAUAAAUUUAUAUUAUUUAAGUCGAAAAACAUCCAGAUCUGAACACAAUAAAAAUGCAAAAUGAGCGAAAUGAAAAAAAAUCAAGAUACUUGUAAUUAGUAAAAAGAAACAACAUAAAAUUAUCAUAAAUUAUUAUUUAUUAUGUUUGUGAUGAAAACUUGGAAAAAUAAGUUUUGUAUAUUGCAUAAUAUAGAUAUAAGACUUACAUGUAUCAUGUAGAAUUGACAAAAAUACACUAACUGUGCAAUACUAUAAACGGUUUUACAAUUUAAUAGAAAGAUUAAGUGCCAGUUAACAUAUCUGGUUUAAGGUGUGUGGUGGUUGAAGGGCAAGAAAAGUAUUACACAAUAUAUUUAUAUAUCAAGUGAUAUAUGUACUGCAAUAAAAAGUUUUCCAAUCAUUAAAGAAGUACAAUUUUAGUAGGUAUUUAUUAGAGUUGUUUCACGGUUAGCAGUGAAAAUUUAUAUUAAUAUUGAAAAAAACUUAGAGAUAAUAUUAGUAUAGCAUUCCAAGUCACAAAACUAGCAGUAUUAUGUGUAUUUACUUAGUAUAAGAUGUUAGAUAAUUAGCAAAAGAAGCUAAGGACUAAUAAUGCGCCAUAAGAUGGUUACCCUUGUUCAGGAAACAAACAAACCCAUGUUGAGAUUCAAUCUUCUGACUUGGGUAAAAUAACAAAGCGUUAUAAGUUGGCUCUACGGUUCUAUAUACAUUUUAUCCCUUCUUUAAAUGAACUUAAAAUAGCUAUGGAGUUAAACUAACUAAGAAGCCUAAAGACCUUGGCCUCUCUAGAACUGCAGCAAGUUCUAUAUUAGAACGGGUGUCUGAAGCUGCUCUAAUAGGAUCUUACCAAAUUUGGCUAGACAGAACAACACGAGCGGAGGAGGGGAGUGUUAAUCGAUUGUCAAGGAAUUCCUUAACCCUACAUCCAGCAUACAAGUUCUGGACUUUGCUCGGAGUUUUUCUCCCUACCAAGCGAUGGACCGGCACCCGCACGGUGAAUCCAUGGAUUGCUAAGAUAUUUGUCUCAAAUUUAGGUACAUAGUUGUAUCAAGUAAUAAAAAAUAUCACAUAUUAUUUAUUAACAGCGUAUAGCUGAACCAACUCAGUUUGCGUCUGUGCAUAAAAUAAAGCAAAGCAUCAAUAUUUGUGUAAUUGUUUGUAUUACAGGCAGUUGGUGAUCUCUUUGAGUCGUAAGAAAAAGUAACAACAUCUGUACACCACACCCUCAUUAUAGAUAGCUGGAUGAAUA
Molecule: messenger RNA, 2662 nt
Organism: Bicyclus anynana (squinting bush brown)
Lineage: Eukaryota; Metazoa; Arthropoda; Insecta; Lepidoptera; Nymphalidae
Product: collagen alpha-1(III) chain
Exons: 9
Coding region: 214-1251 (345 amino acids)
Source: RefSeq, a predicted model, not a curated record